Molecule: messenger RNA, 5804 nt
Organism: Bemisia tabaci
Lineage: Eukaryota; Metazoa; Arthropoda; Insecta; Hemiptera; Aleyrodidae
Molecular function (GO): protein binding
Source: RefSeq, a predicted model, not a curated record
GUGGCUUUAAAAUUUACCCACUCGAAACUUGGGAGUGCUGUAUUGAUCCGAGAUCAUGCCCUCAGUAACGCGAUUCUUCCGUUUUCGUGCAAAAUUCUCGCCACGGCGGCUAAGAAAUGCAGAUUUCAUCACCGCAUGAGAAAUUUGUUAACGGCGUGCGAUCACACUGAAAUUUUCAUGGUUUGCGAAGCGAUAAGUCUCCUGCUACAACACACUGCCUGCUUUGCUGCAGGAAUUGAUAGAAUAAUACUGCUUUCUAGGAUUGAAACGUGUCAAAGUUUUUCUACCUUCCGAGACAAAUUCUAAAUUUUUUUCCGAAAGGAGAACUCUAAACUAAACGGACACUAUUUACGAUCAAGUUUUAGAGUACACGAUUAAAUGAUAAUUUAAUUACAACACAUUGGAUGCUUGGGUUCCAGAAAAAUUUUUGGAGUGUAUAUUGUUUUGGUGUUCUUCGAGAUUUAAAAGUCAACAAUUUGCUACCUCCUUGGAUAAUGGUUUUUCUAUUCUUCCGAGAGAGAAUUUUGCAUUAAAAGAACACAUAGACAGAACUAGCUCAGCCAGUUUGAUAGUUCAUGAAGUAGUAAGAUGAUAAUUUAAUGUCUGAAAUUUUACGGUGAAAUAUGAUGGAGAGCUGCGACGAAGAUCUUGAAUUAAUUGAUCCGUUUGACAGUGAUACUAACUCUUCCAUUUCUGAUGAAAGUUGGACUUCCAGGACACGGAAUGAGAGACUGGAUACAAAAUUACGAACCUCAGUAAUUAAAGCAAUAAAUGAGAGGAAUUUGGUGGAAAUAAUACAAAUCAUCAGUUUUUAUACUGAAAUAUCAAUGGAAACGUUCUGCUCAUGGAUCCACCAUGCCAUUGUUACGAAACAAAGCGACAUUGCAAAAAUGAUUUUAAGGUGUCGAAGAGCCGAAGAAAAUCCCAACCAAACUGAUUUCUUAGAAAAUGGAGAGACAGAAGAAAUAAUUAUGAGUAACAAAGAAUAUUUGGCGCAUGAUAAAGACUUGCUGGCUUUCGCGGUUGCUAGAGGCGAGAAUAAGGUGGUCAGGUUAAUCCUGAGUGAGGGAGCAGACGUUAAUUCAAAAGUUCUAGGACCGUUUACAGCUUUACACAUAGCAAUAUACAGACAGCAUGUUCAGAUAGUUAACCAAAUUCUAAUUUAUGGCGCAGAUGUUAAUUCUAGAUAUCCCCUCGACAUUGACUUCUAUGAAGGGAGUACAGUUUUGCACCGAGCUGUGGAAUGUGGAAACAGGGCUAUCGUAGAAGUGCUAAUCAACUAUGGUGCUGACAUGAAUGCGGCAAAAAGCAAUGGCUUGACAGCACUGCACAUUGCAAUAGAGAAAGGCCUCUUCGAAAUUGCUGAGUAUCUCAUUCAAGAAGGUGCGGAUGUUAAUCCGACUGUCAAUUUGAAUAAAAGUGAAAAUGAAAACACCAAAAGAAGAGUGAAAAGUGAGCAGAGACUCCUCUAUGAUUAUCGCAUUGAGAGUUUUGACUUACGGACAGAUGAAGAAUUCAUGGGUCCUUUGGUUAUGAAACGGACCACACCCUUUUCUGCAGUCCAAAAUACACUGAAAACUUCACCACCUCUUCACGCUGCUAUUAAAAGCCGACAUACAGAGUUGGUGAAACUGCUUUUAGAAAAAGGAGCUGAUGUAAAUGCCUUAAGUUGGAGGGGUGAAACAGUUUUGGAGCUGGCUGUUCAAACGAGGUGUCCAGAUAUUGUAGUUCAUGUCCUCGACUAUCGCCCUGAUGUAAAUAAUGAGAGAAAUAGGACUAUUCUGCAUACUGUUAUCAAUUUCAUAGGAACAGAGAAAGAUUCGAUCAUUCUUACCAAACUACUGCAGCAUGGGUUUUCUUUUAAUACUGAUGACCCCGAUUUGUUGUUUAAGGCUGUUCGUGGGAAUUUUUUCAGACUUGCCAAGCUGUUGCUGGAAAAUGGUUCUGACCCUAAUGAUGCUUAUUACUAUGAUGAUGAUAUAGGCACACAGGAAUUAAAUGGAUUUUUUCUUUAUCCCUUGCACAUUGCUGUUGCUAGAAGAAACGCAACAAUGGUCAAAUUAUUAUUAGACUUCAACGCAGACCCUGACGUACAGGAUCAAGAUGGGAACUCUCCUUUGUUGUUCGCAGUUCUUCUUUCGGAAUCAGCUAUUGCAAAAACACUUUCCGAAGAAAGCACCGUACUUAUAGACGAAGACCUUGUUACACUUUUUGCAGCAGCAAACUGUGACACUGAGGUGGUGGAAAGUCUCUACUCACGAAAGGAGUUCAUACAAAUUCACCGAAGGUGUGUAGAAAGAGAGCUAGAUCUUAAGUAUUUAUUGGCUUUUCAGGAUAUGAAGUUGACAGAGAAGACUGAAUCUUGCCAAGAAAAUUUCAGAUGCUUCCGAGAUUUUCUUCCCACAUCUUUUGAUGCGCCAAUUUCCUCAGUGAAUCCUCUUUCAAUUGCAGCUCGAGCAGGCCGUACCAAAACUGUCAAAUUCCUAUUAGAUAAAGGAGUUUAUGAAUCUUCCGCAGAUGCACAAGGUAUCACAGCAUUGCAUGAGGCUGCGACAGCAGGGCAUUUAGAGGUGGUACAAAUUUUUGUAGAAAAAUUAGUAGACCAUGGUCUAAAUUUCUGGUCAGAAUACGGCUCUCCCUUGUAUAUUGCAGCUAAAGCUAAACAAUGGGAGGUGGUGGAGGUUCUAUUGAAAAAUGGAGCAAGAUUUGGAGAUCAGGAGAAGGAGGCAAGACUUUUUCAGAGACAGGUAAAUCCUGAGAGAAAUUUUAAAUUGCUUCUGGAAGACAGUACGGAAUGGGAUGCUGAUUCACAACCUGUUACAUUUAUAAAAACUUUAAUAGAGCAAGGGAAGCAAGAACUCAUCAUAGCUCUCAUGAGUACUGAAGCGAAAACGACUCUAGAAGUACAAAGAUUAUCGAUACUUCACUAUGCUACAAAAAAUAACGCAGAGAAACUGGUAAACUACCUCUUAAAGUACGACUCAGCAAAAUUCCACAGUGACAAUUAUAAUAUUCUCUUCCUAAUAAGUGCCAAGAGAGGAUACUUGGAGAUUUUGGAAAUGUUAUUAGAGGCAGGGACAGAAGUUAAUUCCACUGUGAGCCAGGGAAAAACAGCCCUCCACUAUGCAGCAUUACGAGGUGACUUAAAAAUGAUUCAAGUUUUGCUGGAAUACAAGGCGGAUAUUGAUAGUCAGACUAAUAUUGGAGAGACUCCGCUUACUAUUUCUGCAUCUCGAGGUUACAAGAGUACUGUUGAAACGUUACUAAUAGCAGGAGCAAUCAUUAACUUGCCCGAUAAAAGAGGAAGAUCGCCUGUUUACAAUGCAAGUAAAAAUGGCCAUGUUGAAACUGUUGAGUUACUGAUGAAGUGGGGGUCACAAUUGGAUUUAAAAACUUGCAAAGGACAGACAGCUCUCUCUAUUUCUGCCCGGAAAAACUAUCUGACCAUUGUUGAAAACUUACUAGGAUCCCGGUCAGAUGUCAACUCGGUUGACUUGAAAGGGAAAACACCCUUGUAUGAAGCUGCCCAAAGGGGGCACACUCAAGUUGUUCAGCGACUGUUAGAACAUGGAGCAGCAACUGAUGUGAGGAAUCAAAAUGAUUUUACGCCUUUAAUGGCAGCAACUGAGAAAGGGCAUCUAAGUACAGUUGAAAGUCUGUUAAAGUUUGGAGCGAAGUUGAAUACUACAGACAAAUAUGGACAAUCACCUCUUCAUGUUGCUAUUACAGCGUGUCACUGUGAGAUUGUCAAACUUCUCUUGAAGUACGGAACAGAGCAUGACAUUGAUUUAGGAUUUCAAACGCCACUUUUAUGUGCAGUUGAAGAAGAUUACUUGCACAUUGCAGAUGUACUAAUAGAGGCAGGCGCAAAUGUUAAUGCAAAGACACCUUCAAGAGGCGAAACACCAAUUCAUUUGGCUACACGUAAAUUUCAGCGCAGUUCUUACUGGAUCGAAUUUUUGCUAAAAUAUGGUGCUGACAUAAACGCACAGAAUGGGGAGGGACGAACGCCACUCAGUAUUUCUACUCACCAAUCUUAUUCCGUAACUGCUUCUUUCACUCUCUUGAAGUUUGGUGCAGAUACUGAAAAGAGAGAUAAACACAAGAAAACUCCUAUUUGGUAUGCAGCUUCUGAAGAUACAAAGAAAUUAGAGCUCUUGAUAGAAUAAGGUGCUGAUGUGAACUCUUACGCAGAUAGGUUCUGCUUAUCAACACCCCUAGUCAAAGCUGUACGCAUACGUGAAAUUAGGAAUGUUGAGGCUUUGCUUGAGGCUGGCGCUGAUCCUAACCUCCUGGACACCUUUGGCAAAAACCCGGUUCUACAGAUGGCUUUCAUACAGGCACGCCUCGAUCAAAGGAACGACAUAAUGAAACUACUGUUGCAGUAUGGUGCUAAUGUAGAUUCUACACACUCAAUAAAUCACAUACAAAGGGACAUUAUGCUUAGUAGGCCUUCUCAACCUCCAUCAUAUGUCAAAACGAUCAUAUUUCAUUGUAUCAAAAUGCUAGUUGCAAAACUGCAACCUUCUGCAAAAGUUUUGGAAGAGCCACUCAUCAGAGCGGAGAUACCCACGCAAAAUUUUCGAGAGGCAUGCGAAAUUGAAAUUUGCAAAAUGGAAAGCAGCAAAAUUGGUGAAACUGAUAUGACUUUUUAUGAUCUUUUGAAGAAAGAUUUGAGUCAGCUGGUUUUUUUUGCAAAAAAUGUAGAGGCUUCUCAGUUUCUGGGGACAAUAAACCUGAGAACUGAAUUCCCUAUCUAUGCAGAUAUCAUAGAAGUUCAACUCAGCCGAGGGAGGAUUCGAAAAGAUUUGCUACAGCGGGGAGCAGUGGCACUUACAUUCCUUGUCCAACAUUUUGACAGCUCACUGGAUGAUGUGAUGGAAAAGAUUUUAGUUUACUUGAAUGAUAGAGAAUUGAGAAGGUUAGAUGCUGCUUCUAAAAUUAAAUCCGUUUUGUAACUACUUAACUUAAUUUAAGAAAAAUUAUUUUAUUUGAGAGGUCAAAUCAAAAUGAGGGGUUGGAAAUAUAAGAAAAUGUGAAAAAAGGACAAGGCAGUGCAUGCAAACUAUUCACUGUCAGUUACAUUACACAACCACCAUGGGAGCCUAAGAGCAUUUGGAUUUUAAUAAAAGAGUAAAGUUUUUUCCAUAGGCGUUCUUCAGAAUAGCGAAAAAACUUGGGACACCCCCAUUCUACUAUUCAACACCAAGUGUCUUUAGAUUCGUACAAAUUAAAAGAACAGCAACUAUUAGGUUAAUCAUUUUAAAUUCAAAUGUAUCAUUUUUAUUUUUGAAAAUAAGUCCAACAUCUUGCAAUCAUUUUUUCCCCUCUGUGUUACAAAAAUGUUGCUACGCCUGUUAAAAGGAGUCUGUUACAAACAUUUUGGCACAAAAAUGUACUGAUGGUGUAUUAUACAGAAGAUUGCAGUUCAAAAUUCAUUUGCAGUCUAAUCUGCCAUGUUCAAAGCUCAACAAUAUCUGAUUGAAAAAGCUAGACCUCAGCACUUCACUCGUACAAAAAUGAACUACACUGUCAUUAUUUGUUCUUUGAGGCUACUAAGGAGUAUCUUAUGCAAACAAAUGUUAAUUUCUGUUGUUUCAAAUCAAAUGAAAGAAAAUAGUUUUUAUUUUUUAUUAUAAAAAGGAUUCAUGUUUAUACCUUGUAAUGAAUUGAGCAGAAAUAAUGGAUGUUACACUAUGUUUUCCAUAAUUUAAAUUUAAGAUUUUGCAGGAAUAUCAACACCAAAUUGUAUCCACCGAAGUAUGGCGCGAUGUAAAUGAAUAAAAAUAAACUGCCACCACCAA